This is a messenger RNA of Acanthamoeba castellanii str. Neff, 1434 nucleotides long. RefSeq names its product kynureninase. The record is from RefSeq and is a predicted model, not a curated record. Bases 1 to 1434 code for a protein of 477 amino acids. Gene Ontology annotation, cellular component: cytoplasm. Gene Ontology annotation, molecular function: pyridoxal phosphate binding; kynureninase activity. NCBI's taxonomy places the organism in Eukaryota, Discosea, Longamoebia, Acanthamoebidae. The transcript is spliced from 6 exons. Gene Ontology annotation, biological process: NAD+ biosynthetic process.
AUGGAGGCGACACAGCACGUGCAGCAGGCCGGGGCGGAGGAGGUGGACCCGCACAAGGCGCUGAAGGCGGUAUCCGCCGAGCUCGGCGGUCUCCCGCUGAGCGACGCCGCGCUGGCGACCGAGCUCGACCGCCGCGACCCCCUGGCCGCCAUGCGCGACCGCUUCCUCUUCCCGCUGGCCCGCGCCGACGACCCCGCCUCCGGCCCCGCCCUCUACUUCUGCGGCAACUCGCUGGGCCUCCAGCCCGCCCGCGCCCGCCGCUACGUCCUCUACGAGCUCGACGAGUGGCACAAGCGCGGCGUCGAGGGCCACUUCCUCCACUCCCCACUCACCACGGCUGAUGAUGACGUGGCAGAGGGGAAGAAGGUGGAGCCGUGGCUGACGACCGACGAGAACGUGCACGCGCGUGCGGCGGGGCUGGUGGGCGCGCUGCCGCUCGAGGUGGCGAUCAUGAACGGGCUGACGGUCAACCUGCACCUCAUGAUGGUCCCCUUCUACCGCCCGACGGCCCAGCGCCACAAGAUCCUCAUCGAGGGCCGCUCCUUCCCCUCCGACUGGUAUGCGGUGGAGACGCAGAUCAGGUUCCACGGCUACGAGCCGAGCACGUCGCUGAUUCAGCUGUACCCGCGCGAGGGGGAGACCACGCUGCGCACGGAGGACAUCAUCGCCACCAUCGAGAAGGAGGGCGACAGCAUCGCCCUCGUCCUGCUCAGCGGCGUCCAGUACUACACCGGUCAAUUCUUUGAGAUCGAGAAGAUCACGGCCGCGGGCCACAGCAAAGGCUGCGUCGUGGGGUGGGAUCUCGCCCACGCCGUCGGCAACGUCGUUCUCAAGCUCCACGAAUGGGGCGUCGAUUGGGCCUGCUGGUGCAGCUACAAAUACCUCAACUCCGGGCCCGGAGGCAUUGCGGGCGUGUUUGUGCACGAGAGGCACGCGCACCGGAAGGACCUGCACCGGUUCGGCGGCUGGUGGGGCCACACCAUCAAGACCCGGUUCGACAUGAACCAGCCCUUCGACCCCGAGCCGGGCGCGUUCGGUUUCCGGCUGUCGAACCCCCCGGUGCUGCAGUGCGCGACGCUGUUCGCGAGCCUGGAGGUGUUCGAGGAGGCGGGCGGCAUGGAGAAGCUGCGCGCCAAGUCGGUGCUGCUGACGGCCUACCUGGAGAUGCUGCUCCUGGAGAAGCUGGCGGCGGACAUCCACAUUUUCACGCCCCGCGAGGUGGCGCAGCGCGGCUGUCAGCUGUCGGUCAAGUUCUCGGUGGCGGUGGAGCGCGUCCACGAGAAGCUCGCGCAGAAGGGCGUCAUCGUCGACGUGCGAAAGCCCGACGUCAUCCGCAUCGCGCCGGCGCCCCUCUACAACUCCUUCUCCGACGUCCUGCGCUUCGUCACCCUCCUCGCCCAGGCCAUCGGCGAGUGCAAGGCCGAGUCCUCGUGA